AUGUGGAAGCUUAAGAUUGCGGAAGGAGGGAAUGAGCCUUACCUGUUCAGCAAAAACAACUUCUGCGGGAGGCAGACAUGGGAGUUCGAUCCCGACGCCGGCACCACCGAAGAGCGGGAAGAAGUCGAGGCCGCUCGCCGUCGUUUCUGGGACAACCGCCGGGGCCGUGUCAAAGCCAGCUCCGACCUCCCCUUGCAGUUCCAGUUUCUGAGGGAGAAAAAUUUUAAGCAAACGAUUCCAAGAGUGAAGGUGGGAGAGGGAGAGGAAGUAACCUACGAGGCUGCCACGGCUGCAUUGAGAAGAAGCAUUCGUUUCUUUGGAGCUCUUCAGGCCAGCGACGGCCACUGGUGCGCUGAAAACUGCGGCGUCAACUUCUACACCCCACCCAUGGUAUUUGCUCUGUAUAUUACAGGGCACCUCAACACGGUAAUAACAGCAGAACAUCGAAAAGAAAUUCUACGCUACACUUACUGUCACCAGAACGAGGAUGGCGGGUGGGGAUUACACAUAGAAGGCCAGAGCAUGAUGUUCUGUACGGUGCUCAACUACGUUCAAAUGCGGCUGCUCGGAGAAGGACCCGACGGAGGUGAAGAAAAUGCCUGCGAAAGAGCGAGGAAAUGGAUUCUCGAUCACGGCACUGCAACUGCGAUCAGCUCUUGGGGGAAGACUUGGCUAGCUAUACUUGGGGUGUAUGAGUGGGAUGGCUGCAACCCCAUGCCUCCAGAGUUCUGGGUCUUCCCAACUAUCUUCCCUAUGCAUCCAGGUAAUUCACUUCUGGUUUCUCAAUAA
Messenger RNA from Linum trigynum, 789 nucleotides. Lineage: Eukaryota; Viridiplantae; Streptophyta; Magnoliopsida; Malpighiales; Linaceae. The record is from the annotation of a GenBank genome assembly.